This is a messenger RNA of Apiotrichum porosum, 834 nucleotides long. RefSeq lists its product as uncharacterized. Lineage: Eukaryota; Fungi; Basidiomycota; Tremellomycetes; Trichosporonales; Trichosporonaceae. The coding region runs from base 1 to 834 and encodes 277 amino acids. The record is from RefSeq and is a predicted model, not a curated record. The transcript has 2 exons.
AUGCCGCGGUGUGGCACGGCAGGGGCACGGUCAUUUUCCCCACCUCAAGCUGUCCGAUCUACUGGCUCGGUAUCAACCGGCCGAUGGAAACCCAGACGAGGCGAGGGUGGUACUCAUCCUGCACUGGCCUCCACUCCAGGACACCACCGUUGCCUUGUCGCAGCAAAAGCAAGGCACCCAGGUCAUUCUGCGUACAGGCUUCGACCUCGACAUGCCGAUCAGUGUCUACAAUUACCUGGCCAUCAAGCUCUCAACCGCCAGCCAGCUCGGGUAAAGGGCGACGCACUCAACGAGCUGACGCGCAAAGUCCUCAACCGAGGCCUCAAGGAAUUCACAAGCACCGACGCGGAGCACAUCAUCCGUCGGUGCAAGACCGACGGCCUGAACCAGAUGACGGUUCUCUUCGGUGCUCAGAACCGAGACGUACUGAACAAGGUAAUCGACAUUGCGCAAGACGACCCAGCUCUCGAGGUCCAGCGCCUCGAUAUUGCAUAUCGAGAACUGCUGCCCGUUGAGAUGGGAUUGCCGAGGGCGGAGUCGACAGCCGCUGCCUUCGCGCACUCGCACAGCAAUGUGCCCGGCAAUGGCUUCUGCCAGCAGAGGUUCCCAGACCUCGGCGCAGGACGCCAGCACCUCGAUCAUGCCAAGAUCCGCGCCAUCUCGGACGGCAUUAGCAACCACCGCGAGCGCAUCGUCAAGAGCUUUGCGACAAAGGGCACCCGGUUCGCGCAGCACCGACCAUUCCAUCAACUGGCGAUCGCACCAGCAGAAAUGGGUGCCACGACCCAGACAUUCUGGGAGCAGACCUCCUCUCGCAAGUAUGCCGCACCCUGA